Molecule: messenger RNA, 1767 nt
Organism: Podospora pseudocomata
Lineage: Eukaryota; Fungi; Ascomycota; Sordariomycetes; Sordariales; Podosporaceae
Exons: 3
Coding region: 293-1564 (423 amino acids)
Source: RefSeq, a predicted model, not a curated record
AGGCAAUCAAAAACCACCAUCCAUUCCAGCAGCCUGGAGCCGCUAUCUUACUACACACACUUCCUCGGAUAUUGCCCCCUAGGCUGCAAGUUUCUUCCAAGAGCGAGAUUAAUCAGCCAAUCUUACAGCGUCAGACGGCGCGGCGGUGGUGGUAGUAGUACUUACACAACCAACCCAUAAGAAAGCCAUCCCCUAGAUGCUCUCCGCGAGCAAACGAACCAACACCACCACCACCACGACAGAUCACCAAUAAACAACAACCACCACACCAACACGACAUCCAAAUAACGACAUGCCCCACUCUCCAAAACCAUCCCCUUCUUCCAACCGUCGCCGCAACUUGAACCAACCCCCCUCAUCAACAGCAACAACAGCAGCCACCACUGCCCUCACCCGAGCCCUCUCACCAACGCCCACCCCUCGCUCCUCCUCCCUCGCAACCCCCUCCUCACGAAACACCACGUCAAAUCUCCAUCCGACAACCCCAUCUCGAACCUCCUCCCUCUCCCUCUCCCGCAACCCAUCCCCAUCCCCGGCCCGCCCAAAAGAAGAACCAGGCCACUACAACAUGCAGGACAGUUCAGAAGACGAGCUAUCAGCGCUCCAACAAGAAAACCUCCAUCUCAAAGACAACAUCAACGCCCUCGACGCCCAAAACACCCUCCUAAGGGACACCCUCCGCCAGGUAAAAACAGACCACAGGCAAGAACUCGCCCAGCUCCAAGACCAAAUACGAGGGUUGAAGGAGUUCGUCAGUAAAUCGGGCAACGGCGGGGCGGGAAUCAACGGGUCCGGGCAAACAACAAGCGACGAGGUCUUUGAGGAGGGCAUGGGCAAGCUAGGGAAUGGCCUGCAGAACUGGGUUUUGGUUUAUUGGAGGAGGAGUAAGAUUGACCUCUCCCAUGCCAGCGAGACUACCCUCACAGAACUUGACCGCCUAGUCCCAACAUACAGAGACCUCGUCUCAACAGCCAAGAUCCACCUCCUACAGUCCCUCGUCUCGCGACUGCUCACCGAGUCAAUAUUCAACACCUACUUCGUCGGUUUAUCCCCCUCAGAAGCCGACAAGCUAGCCGAAGCCGAAAAGUCAUUGGGCACCUAUGCAACCUCCCCUGAAAUGAUGUCCCAGUGGCGCUCCCUAACCCUGGCCAUCCUCCAAAAGGACGCCAGCGGGAAGCUCCAAAGAGAAACCUCGACCAUCGUAGACGCCCUCGUGGCCAAAGUCAACAGGCUGCUCGACGAGAUAACAUCCUCAAAGUCCAACGAUGCCCGAGACCAGGGUCUCCGGUCCCUCAUCGCCAGCGCUGUUGAUCUGUCACGCCUGCUUGCUGUCCAAAAAGCCGUCUUUGCUGUCCACAUGCCUCAAGUCCUCCCCCACCAGCAAAUCAUGUUUGACGCCGAGACCAUGGAAGACAUCGGCGGUGAAGACGAAGAGGGCCUGUUCGAACGAGAGAUCUCCUGCGUGACAUUCCCCGGAAUCAUCAAGAGAGGUGACGAGACUGGCGGGCAUCUUCAGUUCCGGAACGUGAUCUCAAAGGCAAGAGUCCUCUGCUGUCCCGAAUAAGAGUUUGAGCCGCAAAGAAAGGAAUGGGCGUGAUGCAAGAUAAUGAUAGCCGCCGAAUUUGUCUCCACUUGGGCUACUAAAUGGUGCGUACGGUACACGUACAGGAAUGCGUAUGCCGGGAUCUUUUCGUCGUAGAGGUCGGGUGCACCGAUCCCUCGCAACCCAAUCUGUCAAACCUGCCGAAUAGAGAUGCAGACCGGUAU